AUGGCGCCAAACCUUUCUGACAAGUACGAGGUGCCGUCUUACCUCAAGGAGCUGUGGUCUGAUUCACCUGUCCAUGGCUCUCCGUUUCGCGCGCCUGGAAGGCCCACUGACCCGGGCGGGAUGCGCGGCGGACAACCUUUCUCCCUCGGGCAAGGAAUGCUGUCUUUCGAGAAUUCUCAAAAAGCAACCGAAGCAGCAGUAGGAGCACCAGGAAGGUUCCGAGGGGAAGGAGGGUUUGGAGGAAAUGGGGAAGGAAUGAACCGCGGAAGUCCGUCUCUCGGUCCGUACCCGCAUCCCGGGCUGAACGGCGGUGAUCCGCCCUUGCAGGGUUUUUCCGAUCCUGGCGGGCCGUUCGACCAACGUGUUGCCUCGUUAGAAGGGUCCCCGUUUGGGAGAAAGUCUGUGGAGGCAGGCAGAGGCUCUCCCAGCCGAUCCUCUCUUAGCAACUGGCCGUACGGAACGAAUGAUGCCGAAGCUGAUAGAGGAAUAGGGGGAGGAGUGGGACUUGGGGACAGCCGCCCUGGCCAACGGUUCAGGCAUCCCGACCAGCAGCAGCAGCAGCAGCAGCCGCAAGGGGGCGUGCAGCAGCAGCAGCAGGAGCAGCAGCAACUGCAAGCAAGACCCCAGCAGCAGCAACAACAACAGCAGGUUCAGUUCCGCCCGCACGCCCACCGCCCGCCGUCCCUCCGCGUGGACCUUGCGCGCCUCAACUCGCACCUGCUGGCGCUGUUCCGCUCGCUGGAGCCCACGGCAGAGGAGGCGGAGCGCAAGGAGCAGCUCAUGCGCACGCUCACGCGCGUGGCCGCCGCCACGUACCCCUCCGCGCAGCUGUUCUUGUAUGGGUCGUGCGCGAAUUUUUUUGGCGUGCGCAACUGUGAUGUGGAUGUUUGUCUUGCUCUGGAGGGGCCGGAUGUGUCGCGCGUGGAGGUGAUUACCAACAUGGCGAGCGCGCUCAGGGCGGAGGGCAUGCUCAGCGUGCAGGCGCUCACCCACGCGCGUGUGCCCAUCGUGAAGUUCAUGGACCCAGCAUCCGGAGUUGCAUGCGACAUGUGUGUCAACAACCUCGCAGCUGUGGCCAACAGCCGCCUGCUGGCGGACUAUGGGCGCAUUGACGAGCGUGUGCGCCAGCUGGCGUUCCUCGUGAAGCACUGGGCGAAAAGGAGGCAGAUCAACGAGACCUUCCGCGGCACACUCUCGUCCUAUGCCUAUGUCAUCAUGUGCAUCCACUACCUGCAGCAGCGCCAGCCACCCAUUCUGCCUUGCCUUCAGGAGAUGCAGCCACACACGUACCGCAUGCAGGUGGGCAGCGUCGUGUGUUCCUACUACGACAAGGUGGACACGCUGCGGGGCUUUGGGGCGGCCAAUGGGGAGACGGUGGGGGAGCUGCUGGCGGGGCUGUUUGAGUACUGGGCCUUCCGCCACGACUACAACCGCUGCGUCAUCAGCAUCCGCACCGGUGGCUUCCUCAGCAAGGAGGAGAAGGAGUGGACGAGGCGGGUGGGCAACGAGCGGCACCUGAUCUGCAUAGAGGACCCCUUUGACCUCUCCCAUGACCUCGGCCGCGUCGUUGACCGCGCCUCCAUCCGCGUGCUCAGGGAUGAGUUUCACCGCGCUGCCAAGCUCAUGCGCCAUGACCCUGAGCCGUAUGUUACCCUCUUUGAGCCGUACGUGCGUGAAGAUGAACGGUAG
Messenger RNA from Closterium sp. Yama58-4, 1689 nucleotides. The record is from the annotation of a GenBank genome assembly. NCBI's taxonomy places the organism in Eukaryota, Viridiplantae, Streptophyta, Zygnematophyceae, Desmidiales, Closteriaceae.